Molecule: messenger RNA, 11790 nt
Organism: Mizuhopecten yessoensis (Yesso scallop)
Lineage: Eukaryota; Metazoa; Mollusca; Bivalvia; Pectinida; Pectinidae
Product: mucin-5AC-like
Exons: 35
Coding region: 90-11531 (3813 amino acids)
Molecular function (GO): protein binding
Source: RefSeq, a predicted model, not a curated record
CCACAGCUGGUCCAGGAUUAGGUCCCAAUGGUCAGCCUACCGCUGGACCCAAUGUAGGACCUAAUGGUCAGCCAACAGCUGGUCCAGGAAUGGGACCCGAUGGUCAGCCAACAGCUGGUCCCGGAUUAGGACCUGAUGGAAAACCCACAGCUGGUCCAGGCAUGGGACCAAAUGGUCAACCCACAGCAGGACCAGGACUAGGACCCAAUGGUAAACCCACAGCUGGUCCAGGACUAGGACUCAAUGGUCAGCCGUCAGCUGGUCCAGGACUAGGACCCAAUGGUCAGCCCACAGCUGGACCAGGACUAGGACCCAAUGGUCAACCCACAGCUGGACCAGGACUAGGGCUCAAUGGUCAGCCCACAGCUGGACCAGGAUUAGGACCCAACGGUCAGCCCACAGCUGGUCCAGGAAUGGGACCCAAUGGUCAGCCAACAGCUGGUCCAGGAAUGGGAUCAAAUGGUCAGCCCACAGCAGGUCCAGGAAUGGGACCAAAUGGUCAGCCCACAGCAGGACCAGGACUAGGUACCAAUGGUCAGCCCACUGCCCAGCCAGGUUUAGGACCCAAUGGUACUCCUACCCCAGGUUUGCCAGACAUCGGAACUCCUACGGUAGUAAUCACGCAAUGUACUCAGAGUCAAUUUUCGAAUUGGAUAAACCAAGACAAACCAUCUAGUGGUGAUGGUGACCAUGAGCAGGCAAGUCAGACUGACCUUGAAGACUUCUGUAUUGGUGGAAAGGUCACGAAAAUUGAAUGCUACACAUCUGACGAGGUAAACCCCAUCCCUUUCUACAGCACAGGAGAGAUAGUCACCUGUAACGUGGCAUCUGGUCUCACCUGUCUUAAUUCGGAGAACUACCCGAUAGAUUGUAACGACUAUAAGAUUCGUUAUUACUGCGAAUGUUCACCACAUACAACAUCUGCUGUCACACCUGCAAGGGUUUCCACAACAUCCCUACCCUCUUUCGUCCGUUGCGGCUGGUCUUCCUGGUUGAACAGCUACACUCCAGAAAGUCGCCUAAACAGCGGAGAUUUCGAGACCAUUAAUGGGCUGAAGUACAAGUACGGUCUUUGUAAGGACAUAAUUGAUAUUAAGUGCCGUGUUCGUGGAAGCGAAACACCCCUAGCCAUUGCCGGGCAGAAGGGCGUGACAUGUGAUGUGACCAAUGGACUCAGGUGUUACAACCGUGACCAACAGAAUGGGCAAUGUGAAGACUACGAGGUCCAGGUCAUGUGCUGGAAUAACGACUACUGUAACCCCGGAAUGAUCUCAACAACAUCUGGAACAAAUCUGAUCAUAGAGACAUCCACAGCGGUAUGUGCACCAGGUGAGAGUCUGCAUGCCUGUGCGUACAAAUGCGAGGAUAUGUGCAACAGUCUGUCCAGCCUGACAGACAGCUGCAAGACUAGUGAUGCAUGUGUGGCCAUGUGUAAGACAGACACAUUCGCCUGUGCACCUGGAGAAAAACUCAAAGACAAAGGCACCUGUGUUCCAGAGUCCAUGUGUCCCUGUCGGAAACAAGAUGGCUCCAUCGCCAAGCCCUUCGAGACAUGGACAAAUCCGUUUGAUGAGUGCUCUGUCUGUCGCUGCUUCAACAACACAUUGAGCUGUAUCCGAGAUAAUAACUGCCUGAGUACAACCUUAGGACCUUCCCCUCAGCCUGGAGCAAUCCCCACGUUUAUUCACCCUGCAUGUGCAUGGACGUACUGGAUCAGUGUGGAUUCCCCUGCAAUCGGUGUGGGUGAUAUGGAGUCUCUGUCUGCGAUUCGUGAAGACCAUACAUUCUGUUCGAACCCCGUCCAGGUGGAGUGUCGGGAUGUAGCCACACACACUGAUGCCUCCCUCUCGGGCCAGAAGCUGACCUGUGACCUCCAGACAGGGCUAAAGUGCCUCAACUGGGAAAAUAGCAACAAGUGUAAAGACUAUGAGAUCCGAUUCUUCUGCCCUUGUACAAGCCCUGUCCCAGAAUUAGGAACAAAUGGUCAGCCCACUGCACAACCAGAAUUAGGACCCAAUGGUCAACCAACAGCUGGCCCUGGAUUAGGACCUAAUGGUCAGCCCACAGCAGGCCCAGGAUUAGGACCGAAUGGUCUGCCCACAGCUGGUCCAGGAUUAGGACCCAAUGGUCAGCCCACAGCAGGCCCUGGAUUAGGACCCAAUGGUCAGCCCACAGCUGGCCCUGGAUUAGGACCCAAUGGAAAACCCACAGCUGGUCCUGGAUUAGGACCAAAUGGUCAGCCAACAGCUGGCCCUGAAUUAGGACCCAAUGGUCAGCCCACAGCUGGUCCAGGAUUAGGACCCAAUGGUCAGCCCACAGCUGGUCCAGGAUUAGGCCCCAAUGGUCAGCCCACAGCUGGUCCAGGAGUAGGACCCAAUUGUCAGCCCACAGCUGGUCCAGGAUUAGGACCCAAUGGUCAGCCAACAGCUGGCCCAGGAUUAGGACCCAAUGGUCAGCCCACAGCUGGUCCAGGAUUAGGACCUGCUGGAAAACCCACAGCUGGUCCAGGAUUAGGACCAAAUGGUCAGCCCACAGCUGGUCCAGGGUUAGGACCCAAUGGUCAGCCCACAGCUGGUCCAGGACUGGGACCUCAUGGUCAGCCCACAGCUGGUCCAGGAUUAGGACCUAAUGGUAAGCCCACAGCUGCCCCAAUAUGUGGGUGGUCUUCAUGGAUUAAUACAGAUAGUCCAACAGUUAUGAAACCUGGUAAAGUGUUGGCUGGAGACUUUGAAUCACUGUCAAGUAUGAGGAAUUCCAUGACUCUUUGUACCUUCCAACAGAUGACAAGAAUUGAAUGUCGCAUUGCUAAGAACCACUUGCCCUACACUGCUAGUGGUGAUAUUGUCACCUGUGACAGAAUACGAGGUCUCAGGUGUAGAAAUGAAUUACAGCAAGAUAAGAAAUGUCAAGACUAUGAGGUUCGUGUUUUCUGCGACUGUAAGAUUUUUCCAACAGCUGGUCCAGGAUUAGGACCCAAUGGUCAGCCGACAGCAGCCCCAGUAUUAGGACCUAAUGGAAAACCCACAGCAGGACCAGGAUCUGGACCAAAUGGACAGCCCACAGCUGGUCCAGGAGUAGGACCAAAUGGCAAACCUACGGCAGGACCAGGAUUAGGACCUAAUGGUCAUCCCACAGCAGGUCCAGAAGUAGGACCCAAUGGUCAUCCAACAGCAGGUCCAGGACUAGGACCCAAUGGUCAUCCCACAGCAGGUCCAGGAGUAGGACCCAAUGGUCAUCCAACAGCAGGUCCAGGAGUAGGACUCAAUGGUCAUCCAACAGCUGGUCCAGGAUUAGGACCAAAUGGUAAGCCUACAGCAAGCCCUCCAGUUUGUGGAUGGUCAACCUGGAUGAAUGGAAAUAAGCCUAAUGAUGUGGCUGAGUUGGAACUGUUUGUUGAUCUGCGACACCAGUACAGUUUCUGUGACACUGAUGACAUCACUGCUAUAGAGUGUAGGCGGACUGGCACCUCCCUGUCCUACACAGAGGCUGGACAGUCUGGAAUUAUCUGUGAUUUCCACAGAGGUGGGCUCACCUGUGUCAACAGUAGACAGACAACCACGGGAGGACGUUGCUAUGACUAUGAGGUUCGGGUGUUCUGUGAGCCCCGUGGAGUGGACUGUUCAACACUACCAGUCCCUGGUAAUCAAAGUAAGCCCACAGCUGGUCCAGCAUUAGGACCUGAUGGAAAACCCACAGCUGGUCCAGGAGUAGGACCCAAUGGUCAGCCCACAGCUGGACCAGGAUUAGGACCAGAUGGAAAACCCACAGCUGGACCAGGAGUAGGACCCAGUGGUCAGCCCACAGCUGGACCAGGAUUAGGACCAGAUGGAAAACCCACAGCUGGACCAGGAGUAGGACCCAGUGGUCAGCCCACAGCUGGACCAGGAUUAGGACCAGAUGGAAAACCCACAGCUGGACCAGGAGUAGGACCCAAUGGUCAGCCCACAGCUGGACCAGGAUUAGGACCUGAUGGAACACCUACAGCUGGUCCUGGAGUGGGACCAAAUGGGCAACCUACAGCUGGUCCAGGAUUAGGACCCAAUGGUCAACCCACAGCAGGUCCAGUCCCUGGUAAACAAAGUAAGCCCACACCUGAUCUAGGAUUAAUACCACCAUCUUGGGGAAACACAGCUGGACCAGGAAUGGGACCAAAUGGUCAACCCACUGCUGGUCCAGGAUUAGGACCCAAUGGUCAACCCACAGCAGGUCCAGUCCCUGGUAGUCAAAGUAAGCCCACACCUGAUCUAGGAUUAAUACCACCAUAUUGGGGAAACACAGCUGGACCAGGAAUGGGACCAAAUGGUCAACCCACUGCUGGUCCAGGAGUAGGACCCAAUGGUCAGCCCACAGCUGGACCAGAAUUAGGACCCAAUGGUCAACCCACAGCUGGACCGGGAUUAGGACCUGAUGGAAAACCCACAGCUGGUCCAGGAGUAGGACCCAACGGUCAACCCACAGCUGGACCAGGAUUAGGACCAAACGGUCAACCCACAGCUGGACCAGGAUUAGGACCUGAUAAGAAGCCAACAGCUGGUCCAGGAUUUGGACCAAAUGGUCAACCCACAGCAGGUCCGGGAUUGGGACCAAAUGGUCAGCCCACAGCAGGUCCAGGAGUAGGACCCAAUGGUCAGCCCACAGCUGGUCCAGGCCUUGGACCCAAUGGUAAGCCAACAGCUGGUCCAGGAUUUGGAACAAAUGGUCAACCUACUGCUGGUCCAGAUAUAGGACCCAAUGGUCAUCCCACAGCUGGUCCAGGCUUAGGACCAAACGGAAAGCCAACAGCUGGUCCAGGAUUUGGACCAAAUGGUCAACCCACAGCAGGUCCAGGAUUGGGACCAAAUGGUCAGCCCACAGCAGGUCCAGGAGUAGGACUCAAUGGUCAUCCCACAGCUGGUCCAGGCCUAGGACCCAAUGGUCAACCUACAGCUGGUCCAGGAAUAGGAUCCAAUGGUCAUCCCACAGCUGGUCCAGGAUUUGGACCAAAUGGUCAACCCACAGCUGGUCCAGGAUUUGGACCAAAUGGUCAACCCACAGCAGGUCCAGUAGUAGGACCCAAUGGUCAGCCUACAGCUGGUCCAGGACUAGGACCCAAUGGUCAGCCCACAGCCCAGCCAACGAUCUGCUCCUUUACACUAUCACCAUGGAUAAACCAAGUGAACCCCAACACCGCUGACGGAGACCAUGAGGUGUCUGCACUGGAGUACCAGAAACAGACUGACUUCUGUAGCCUUGGCACCAUCAGUGGAAUAGAAUGUUGGGACGAGACCCUCAAUGCUCCUGCUGAAUCCUCUGGGGAGAUCAUCAAGUGUUCUGUUACUGAUGGACUUGUGUGUAACAAUGCCGACAACUUCCCUGUCCCCUGUACCGACUACAAGAUCAGAUAUAGAUGUGAUGUCUGCCAUCUUCAGCCUACAGCUGCCCCAGGAGUAGGACUGAAUGGUCAACCAACAGCUGGUCCAGGAUUUGGACCCAAUGGUCAACCUACAGCUGGUCCAGGAAUAGGGCUUAAUGGUCAUCCCACAGCAGGUCCAGGAGUAGGACUCAAUGGUCAUCCCACAGCUGGUCCAGGCCUAGGACCCAAUGGUCAACCUACAGCUGGUCCAGGAAUAGGAUCAAAUGGUCAUCCCACAGCUGGUCCAGGAUUUGGACCAAAUGGUCAACCCACAGCAGGUCCAGUAGUAGGACCCAAUGGUCAGCCUACAGCUGGUCCAGGACUAGGACCCAAUGGUCAGCCCACAGCAGGUCCAGUAGUAGGACCCAAUGGUCAGCCUACAGCUGGUCCAGGACUAGGACCCAAUGGUCAGCCCACAGCCCAGCCAACGAUCUGCUCUGUGUCAGUAUCACCAUGGAUAAACCAAGUGAACCCCAACACCGCUGACGGAGACCAUGAGGUGUCUGCACUGGAGUACCAGAAACAGACUGACUUCUGUAGCCUUGGCACCAUCAGUGGAAUAGAAUGUUGGGACGAGACCCUCAAUGCUCCUGCUGAAUCCUCUGGGGAGAUCAUCAAGUGUUCUGUUACUGAUGGACUUGUGUGUAACAAUGCCGACAACUUCCCUGUCCCCUGUACCGACUACAAGAUCAGAUAUAGAUGUGAUGUCUGCCAUCUUCAGCCUACAGCUGCCCCAGGAGUAGGACUGAAUGGUCAACCAACAGCUGGUCCAGGAUUUGGACCCAAUGGUCAACCUACAGCUGGUCCAGGAAUAGGGCUUAAUGGUCAUCCCACAGCAGGUCCAGGAGUAGGACUCAAUGGUCAUCCCACAGCUGGUCCAGGCCUAGGACCCAAUGGUCAACCUACAGCUGGUCCAGGAAUAGGAUCAAAUGGUCAUCCCACAGCUGGUCCAGGAUUUGGACCAAAUGGUCAACCCACAGCAGGUCCAGUAGUAGGACCCAAUGGUCAGCCUACAGCUGGUCCAGGACUAGGACCCAAUGGUCAGCCCACAGCCCAGCCAACGAUCUGCUCUGUGUCAGUAUCACCAUGGAUAAACCAAGUGAACCCCAACACCGCUGACGGAGACCAUGAGGUGUCUGCACUGGAGUACCAGAAACAGACUGACUUCUGUAGCCUUGGCACCAUCAGUGGAAUAGAAUGUUGGGACGAGACCCUCAAUGCUCCUGCUGAAUCCUCUGGGGAGAUCAUCAAGUGUUCUGUUACUGAUGGACUUGUGUGUAACAAUGCCGACAACUUCCCUGUCCCCUGUACCGACUACAAGAUCAGAUAUAGAUGUGAUGUCUGCCAUCUUCAGCCUACAGCUGGCCCAGGAUUAGGACCCAAUGGUCAGCCCACAGCCGGUCCAGGACUUAAUGUUAAUGGUUAUCCCACAGCUGGACCUGGAUUUGGACCAAACGGUCUGCCCACAGCUGGGCCAGUGUUAGGACCCAACGGUCAGCCAACAGCUGGUCCAGUAGUAGGACCCAAUGGUCAGCCUACAGCUGGUCCAGGACUCGGACCCAAUGGUCAGCCCACAGCCCAGCCAACGAUCUGCUCUGUGUCAGUAUCACCAUGGAUAAACCAAGUGAACCCCAACACCGCUGACGGAGACCAUGAGGUGUCUGCACUGGAGUACCAGAAACAGACUGACUUCUGUAGCCUUGGCACCAUCAGUGGAAUAGAAUGUUGGGACGAGACCCUCAAUGCUCCUGCUGAAUCCUCUGGGGAGAUCAUCAAGUGUUCUGUUACUGAUGGACUUGUGUGUAACAAUGCCGACAACUUCCCUGUCCCCUGUACCGACUACAAGAUCAGAUAUAGAUGUGAUGUCUGCCGUCCAGCUCCUACCCUGAGUGUGACAACAACCUCUGGAACACCUUCUGUGACCCCUGCACCAGUCUGUGAAAACCCUAUGGACAAAGGCACAGUGAUAGAUAUGUCCAAUGCUGUUCUGAGUGCCUCGACAAGCCAGUCCGCUCUGACUGGUCCACAACACUCCCGUCUCACGGACCAAGCUUGGGUGUCCGGCACCAACGACAAGUCACAGUGGAUUAGGGUUGACCUUGGACAGCCCAAGGUCAUCAUGGGACUCACCAGCAAGGGUCACAAAACACAGCCAUCAUGGGUCAAGGCGUACUACAUCAUGUAUUCUGUAGAUGGUGGACGCUUCUCUUACUACUCGGAGAAUGGUCAACCCAAGCUGAUCGGUGGAAACUUCGACUCCAACAGUGCUGUGAAACAGAACUUAGUACCAUUUGUGGCUCGUUAUGUACAGAUAAUACCUGCUGUCUGGGAAGGCGCCAUUGCACUUCGCUGGCAAUUGUAUGGAUGUACAGGUACACCAACAGUAGCACCUCAUCCUGAUGGUUCUGGAUUACCCACUGCUUCACCUCCAAAUCACACAGGACAGCCAACUCUGGCCCCAGUAGGUCAAACAGGAAAGCCAACACCAGCCCCUGUACCAUGUGACAAACGCUGGUCGCAGUGGCUGAACCGCGACAACCCCACAAGUGGUGACAUGGAGCACGAAGCCAUGACACCUGCUGAGAAGAAACAGUUCUGUCCUGGAGGAAACGUGACCAAAAUACAGUGUAUGACGAAAGAAGGCAUCGAGUUCGCCAGUGCUGGAGAGAUCGCCACCUGCCAUCUUGACUCUGGUCUGACCUGUAACAACGCUGAUAACUUCCCUAUACCUUGUAGUGACUAUAAGGUCCAAUAUUGGUGUGACUGUGCUGUCAAUCCCAUGGUGGGAAAGUUUGGAAACCCAACUCUAGGACCAGCUGGUCAAACUGGUCAGCCAACUAUGGCCCCAGUAGGUCAAACAGGAAAGCCAACACCAGCCCCUGUACCAUGUGACAAACGCUGGUCGCAGUGGCUGAACCGCGACAACCCCACAAGUGGUGACAUGGAGCACGAAGCCAUGACACCUGCUGAGAAGAAACAGUUCUGUCCUGGAGGAAACGUGACCAAAAUACAGUGUAUGACAAAAGAAGGCAUCGAGUUCGCCAGUGCUGGAGAGAUUGCCAGCUGCUACCUUGAUAGUGGUCUGACAUGUAACAAUGCUGAUAACUUCCCUAUUCCUUGUAGUGACUAUAAGGUCCAAUAUUGGUGUGACUGCGCUGACAUUCCUACACCAGCACCCCCUCACAGCGCUGUGAAUCCUACAGCCGUUUCUGUGACCCCCGCCAAUAGCAUUCCUACUGCCUGUAAGGAACAGAUGGGAAUGCAGAACCACCAGAUCCGUGAUGACAUGAUUACAGCCUCAUCCUCGCGUGAUGCUAACUCCGCCCCAUACAAGGCUCGUCUUGGAGGACCCACAGCAUGGACUGCAGCCAUUGAUAACAAGAACCAAUUUGUACAGGUUGACUUCCUACAGUCAUCCCUGAUCUCCGGGUUAACCACCCAGGGCCGCCCUAAUAUACCGUCCUAUGUGACGUCAUACUACGUGCGUUACUCAACAGACGGCCUCAACUGGAACACGUACAGAGAGGAUGGAGCAGAGAAGUUGUUCAACGGUAACUUCGACUCUGUCACUCCCAUUACACACUUCUUCUCCAACCCGAUCCGAGCUCGCUACAUCAGGAUAAAUCCACAGAGCUACCAUGGAAAGGUUACGAUGAGGUUUGAAAUCCACGGCUGUUUUGUCUCUUACCCAAUGACAACUGCAGGCACUCCAGGAAAGAUACCUACCCCUCUUCCUACCAAAGCUGUUGAUGAAAGCUGUGUAGAUUACGAUGCUUGGGUAAAUAUAGGCCAACCCACUCCACUCAGUGGUGGAGAUUUCGAGAGGAUUGAAAAAGUGAAGGCCGCUUCACAGAAUUGUCACAGUCCAAUGAAGAUUGAGUGCCGCACGGCCACUGGAGUGGCAUACAACGAGACCGGUCAAGUGGUCAGCUGUAAUCUGUGGCAGGGAUUGGUUUGCAACAACGCUGACCAGGCAGACAGUCAUGGUUGUUUCGACUACAAGGUCAGACUUGGGUGUCUGCGCAACAGUCCCGAGUGUGUGCCACCCAUCCCACGUCCAACCCCGUCUAUGGCCCCGAUGAUGGGAUCUACUGUUUUCGUCACUAACAAAUACAACGGAUCUGUGUGCUUUGAAGGUAUUGAUACAUCACGCUGUCCAGUGAAUGGAUGUGCCCCAGGUCUCGUCUGUGAUGGCAUGACCUGUGUGAGGAAAUCGGAAUGUACCUGUCUCAUCGAGGGCAAACUUGUUCGGCCUGGUGACAUGAUGGAGAAUUCCCAGUGUGAGACAUGCCAGUGUUUCGCUGGACAAGUGUCCUGUCUGCCCAAACAGUGUCCUCUAUGUAUGGACGGCUACACCAAAGGUUUCAACGUCUCCACCUGUGAAUGUUCUUGUGUCACAUGUGAUGCCAGUGAGUUCCGCUGUGGAAACGGUCAGUGUAUCCCCGCCGUUGCCAAGUGUGAUGGAGUCAUUGACUGUAUCGAUGACGAGCUGUCAUGCGUUGUCGUGCCCUUGUUCACCCCCCCAGUCACACCCAGUGCUGCUCCCCCUGGAGGUUCACUGGGAACCCCCACAGUUGGACCAGAUGUUAACAAGGUCACACCUACCCGCGCCCCAGGAAUUCCAACAAAGCCAAUCCCAGGUCAUGACAUGUACUCUACUCCAAGUACAUCUAACUGUGUUAGUGGAUGGUUAUCUUGGUACAACGAGAACAACAGGACAAGUGAUGGAGACAUUGAACCCUCAGCCGCUCUAUACCAGAAACACACAGGAGCCUGUGCUGGUGGAACACUCGACCGAAUUGAAUGCUUCUCGAUCGACAUGAAUGUUCCGUCCUACUCAACAGGGGAGAUAAUUCAGUGUACCACUGAUAUUGGUCUGUCGUGCCAGGAUAUCGAUAAUUUCCCUAUACAAUGUACAAACUACAAGAUCAGAUAUCACUGCCAGUGUUCAACGGCUGUGACACCAAAUCCAACUCCAGCCCUUACUGCCAUACCAACUUCAGACCACUGCAGCACAUCUGCUUGCCAGCCAUUAGUACGACCAUUCCUUCAAGAAGGUGAGGUAGCCCAGAUAGUGAAAACAGAGGAUGGUUGUUGUGAUCGUUACCAGGCAGUGUGCAAGCCUGACCACUGUAGCACCUCCCAGGUUACUUGUACCACGCCCCACGUCAUGGCCGCCAUCAAUCCUGGCGAGUGUUGUCUCCAUUUCAGAUGUGAUUGCCCAACCACCUGUCCUACCCCCGUACGCCCAUCAUGUCGUCCAGGUUCAAUCGUCACAAUGGUGGACACCGACUGUAACUGUUCCAUGUAUGCCUGUGUACCUAAACCUACUCCCACUCCACAGCCCAGUGUCUGUCGCUACACCUCAGGUUUUGUCAACGCCACUGCGGUACCUAACCCUGCACCAUACCCAGUCACACACCAGGUUGGCGAGACCUGGAAAGAUGGAAUGUGUAAAACAUGCCAGUGUACACUUGAUAAGGCUGAUGGAAGCAGUGAGACGGUGUGUCACAGCGAGACAUGUCCCGACUGUAAACUGGGAGAGGAGCGAGUUAAUGCUACUGACCAGUGCUGUGGUCAGUGUAGGUCUGUUGGCUGCGUGGCCAAUGGUCAAGUCUUCAAGGAUGGUCAAUCCCUACCCGGAGCUCAGCGAUGUUACUCCAAAGUGUGUGACUUUGAUGUGAGCAGUACCAGCUAUCUCAUACGGGAAACACAGCUUGAUUGUCGCACUGACAACCUACCAACAUGCAAAGGGAACCAGACAGAGUAUGACAGCACUGGAUGCUGUAAGACUUGUGUAGUCAGAGCAACUGCAAGCCAGACUUGUUCAGAGUGUUCGCCACAUCUAAUGUUCGGUCAACCAGCUGCCACUGUAGGAUUUUUCAAGGUCACGAGGAACAAUGUCAUCUGUCAGAAUACGGAACCGAUUCAAGAUCUCACAGAGUGUUCUGGUUACUGUCAAUCUCGCGCGAAAUACACUACACUGAUGCGUGGCUUUGACAACAACUGUAACUGUUGUCAACCUCAGAACACUGUCGCACAUAAUGUCACCCUUCACUGCACAGACGGCACAACAUUCCCCAAAAUGUACACAGUGCCAACAUCCUGUGGCUGUAGUGCAUGUACAGGUGGGGCCUGAAAAUAGACAGAUGUCAAUAUGACCCACCCAAGGACUACUUACCAGUGACUGAUACAAGGACUACGAUACUUUAGUGUAAUAAUGUAAUAUUUCCAGGGCUGUGCUAGAUUUGUUCUACACCAGGAUUGUUUGGUGUAGUGAUUGUGCCCUGUUUUCUUUGUUGUAUUUAUUGAGGGUUAUGCUAUGAAUCUCUAUGAUAGAAAAUAUCAGCCCUCCCAUCAUCGCUAUAUGUCACCUAUAAUAAAUUAUGUACAUGCUC